AUGGGUCCUUGGUUCAUUUUUGGCCACUUCUUAUCAGUCCAAAAAUGGGAGCCAAACUUUCUUGCAUCAGAAGCAAAAAUAUCAAAAACGGCGGUAUGGAUUCGUCUUCCUCAGUUACCAACGGAAUUCUAUGAUAGUGUAAUCUUACAAAAAAUUGGCAACAAAAUUGGCAAGCUCCUAAAAGUUGAUGCAUGCACUUCCUCAACCCUUAGAGGAAGAUAUGCUAGAUUAUGUGUCGAAUUGCCGUUGAAUAUCCCAGUAGCCCAUUCCAUCUACAUCGGAUCACACAAACAAUCUAUACAUUAUGAAGAUGGGAAUCUUCUCUGUGUUAAAUGUGGAAGGCUUGGGCAUGUUCAAUCCAAAUAUAAUUUUAAACUAGUCUUUAAUGCCCCCUCCCCAGUUGCUUUAGACUCUACUGUCCACCAAUCCAAUGAACAAAAUGUACCAGUCCAGUGUGCCAAUGAAGAUUUAAGGCAUUCCAACAAAGAAGAAAAGUGGGAAACAGUGAUCUUCCCAACAAAAAAUAAGGCCAAUCAAAGGAUGAAUUCAGAUAUUAUUAAUGAUCAAAUCAAACCUUUGUCAGAAACCAUAGUUUCUUCUUCAGAAAGCCCUUACACUCCCCUUAAUAUAAAUCACUCCUCUACAAACAAUUAUGCCAAGAAUUCCAGUAUCUCAACGAAGACGCUAUCGCCUAGUCCAAAUCUUAAGGCAUCAAAGAGCACAUACUAUGGUCAACCCUCUGAUUCCCCUAGCAGCCCAAACGACCAACCAAAUAUACUUUGUCCAAUCCCCUCUUCUCCAAGAUCACCAGCCCCUCUCCUGGAUAGAGCAAGCUUUGAUGGGGCAUGCAAUAUCAUUCAACAUGAUACUGGACGGACAAGAGACAGUUAUUGUGCUUCAAAACUCUCACUUCCUUGCCGAGCUAAUAUCAGAGGGGAUGCAUAUGGCAAUGAGCAACUACUUCAACCAUGUAUGGUUGAACAACAAACUCCAUCCCCUAGCUCCAUCCAUGAACUCUAA
Molecule: messenger RNA, 1020 nt
Organism: Nicotiana tabacum (common tobacco)
Lineage: Eukaryota; Viridiplantae; Streptophyta; Magnoliopsida; Solanales; Solanaceae
Source: RefSeq, a predicted model, not a curated record